GCUGGGGGCGGGGGCGGGGACCCGGAGCGGGAAGAUGGCGGCGGCGCAGGAGGUGGACGGGGCCGGCAGCGCCGUGGUGGCGGCCGGGGGAGGCGGCUCCGGUCAGGUGACCAGCAAUGGCAGCAUUGGGAGGGACCUGCCGGCGGAGACGCAGCCCCAGAACCCACCACCCCAGCCAGCACCCAACGCCUGGCAGGUCAUCAAAGGCGUGCUGUUCAGGAUCUUCAUCAUCUGGGCCAUCAGCAGCUGGUUCCGUCGAGGGCCGGCCCCUCAGGACCAGGCAGGCCCUGGAGGAGCCCCGCGCGUCGCCAGCCGCAACCUGUUCCCCAAAGACACUUUAAUGAACCUGCACGUGUACAUCUCAGAACACGAGCACUUUACAGACUUCAACGCCACAUCGGCCCUCUUCUGGGAGCAACAUGACCUUGUGUACGGCGACUGGACCAGUGGUGAGAACUCAGAUGGCUGUUACGAGCACUUCGCUGAGCUUGACAUCCCGCAGAGCGUCCAGCAGAAUGGCUCCAUCUACAUCCACGUCUACUUCACCAAGAGCGGCUUCCACCCAGACCCCCGGCAGAAGGCCCUGUACCGCCGGCUCGCCACAGUCCACAUGUCUCGGAUGAUCAACAAAUACAAGCGCCGGCGAUUUCAGAAAACCAAGAAUCUGUUGACAGGAGAGACAGAAGCAGACCCAGAAAUGAUCAAGAGGGCCGAGGACUAUGGGCCUGUGGAGGUGAUCUCCCACUGGCACCCCAAUAUCACCAUCAACAUCGUGGACGACCACACGCCGUGGGUGAAGGGCAGCGUGCCUCCUCCCCUGGACCAGUACGUGAAGUUCGACGCGGUGAGUGGUGACUACUACCCCAUCAUCUACUUCAACGACUACUGGAACCUGCAGAAGGACUACUACCCCAUCAACGAGAGCCUGGCCAGCCUGCCGCUGCGGGUCUCCUUCUGCCCACUCUCGCUCUGGCGCUGGCAGCUCUAUGCCGCCCAGAGCACCAAGUCGCCCUGGAACUUCCUGGGCGACGAGCUGUACGAGCAGUCAGACGAGGAGCAGGACUCGGUGAAGGUUGCCCUUCUGGAAACCAACCCCUACCUGCUGGCGCUCACCAUCAUUGUGUCCAUUGUCCACAGUAUCUUUGAGUUCCUGGCCUUCAAAAAUGACAUCCAGUUCUGGAACAGCCGGCAGUCCCUGGAGGGGCUGUCCGUCCGCUCCGUCUUCUUCGGCGUUUUCCAGUCUUUCGUGGUCCUCCUCUAUAUCUUGGACAACGAGACCAACUUUGUGGUCCAGGUCAGCGUCUUCAUCGGGGUUCUCAUCGACCUCUGGAAGAUCACUAAGGUCAUGGACGUCCGGCUGGACCGGGAGCACAGGGUAGCAGGACUAUUCCCCCGCCCAGUCUUCAAAGACAAGUCCACCUACGUCGAGUCCUCGACCAAAGUGUAUGACGAUAUGGCCUUCCGGUACCUGUCUUGGAUCCUUUUCCCGCUGCUGGGCUGCUACGCCAUCUACAGCCUCCUAUACCUGGAGCACAAGGGCUGGUACUCCUGGGUGCUCAGCAUGCUCUAUGGCUUCCUGCUGACUUUUGGCUUCAUCACCAUGACACCCCAGCUCUUCAUCAACUAUAAGCUCAAGUCUGUGGCCCACCUGCCCUGGCGCAUGCUCACCUACAAGGCCCUCAACACCUUCAUCGAUGACCUGUUUGCCUUUGUCAUUAAGAUGCCUGUCAUGUACCGGAUCGGCUGCCUGCGGGACGAUGUGGUCUUCUUCAUCUACCUCUACCAGCGGUGGAUCUACCGCGUCGACCCCACGCGGGUGAACGAGUUUGGCAUGAGCGGCGAGGCCCCGACAGCAGCAGGAGCACUCCUACCCGCCCCCGCCGCAGACAGCACCGCAGCCCGGGAGGAGGCCUCCACGCCCCUGCCCGCCGAGCCCACCGCAGGGGCCAGCUCCACCACCGAGGCCCAGGAAGCCCCUCCAAAGCCAGCAGAGGACAAGAAAAGGGAUUAGCCGCUCCUGGUCCUCCUCGUCCACUCCAGUUCCUGGUGACCACCGCCCCAGUGGCCCCGGCCACCCGCCUUCCCUCCCUGUCACCCUUUCCCUGGACAGAUCGGGCUGGGGUGGCGGGAGGCCCCCCUCGGGCCAGGGCCCAGUGUGUGGUGUGGGGACCAGGGCACAUUGUUUGUGGAGGCACCAUCUGUCCGUCCAUCAUCUGUGUUUCUAGCCAUCUCGUCCUCCAGCCCAGCACCAUUGGGAAUCAUGGUGAAGCCAACGUGGCACUGCCGAGGGGGUGGGCCAGGUGGGGGAGCGGCCACGGCCCCUCUGGGAUGCUCACGGCCGUCCAUCAUCUUGUCCCUUGUCCCCUGGCCACCCCUCUCCUCCCAGACCACCACCCUUUAACACAGUCUGGAUUUAAUAAAUUCAUAUGGGUGUUUAACUUAAACUUGACAA
Manis pentadactyla (Chinese pangolin) is the source of this 2452-nucleotide messenger RNA. It is a transcript of the gene CLPTM1, whose product is annotated as CLPTM1 regulator of GABA type A receptor forward trafficking. The record is from RefSeq and is a predicted model, not a curated record. Lineage: Eukaryota; Metazoa; Chordata; Mammalia; Pholidota; Manidae. Gene Ontology annotation, cellular component: endomembrane system; membrane. The transcript has 14 exons. Bases 35 to 2011 code for a protein of 658 amino acids.